AAUUGAAAAUAUAUCCUCCUUUCUAAAGUACUUCGAGAUCCUCGGAUGACAAAUGCUAUCUGCAGCUAAGUAUUCUAGCUUGAGCUGCUUAGAUUGCUCCCUGUGGCUGCUGCAGAUCUGUUAAAGGGAGCAGUGCAACUUAGUAUUCUGGUUGGCCACCCUCUCCAUUCAGAUGCCUUCUCAAAACGUGCUGCUUUCACAUGGUUUUAUUAUGAUAAUCCAGCGAAGGAAAUCCCAUGUUUACGUAUAAACACUGUCUUUUUGAGAUUGUCCUAUAUCUGAUCCAUCAGUGUAUUUUGUCUGAUCUGAAUGUGUCUGUCUGGCUUAAAUUGUAAAUCCUUCAGGCAGAGACAGUCUUUCUCAUUGUAGUGUAGUGUGCAUGCUGUCGUCAUUCAGAGUUUAGCUACACAUGGCUUGAAUUUCAUAUUGCAUGACUGGGAUCUCUGCUGUCAGAAUGCUGCCUUAGAAGAUGCGUACUAUGUUUGGGGCUAGGGGACUUUUUAAUGGGCCGAUGUGUGUGGAGAGGAGAUGGUACAUCGAUGGGCUCAAGAUAUGAGGUUUUUCAGCAAUAUGUCUAAAUGCCAUAAAGGCAUCUUUCUCUGACUUCCUCCCCAGCUUUCCCUCUUCUAAGAUCUUAAGAAGUUGCUGAGGGAAACUGAGUUUCACUGUUGCUUUGUACCUCCUCCCCAAGGGCUUUCUUUGCAGUACCUGCAUCUGUGUGAAAUUGACUCUGAGUUUGCAGCUGCUGAGGAAAGGAAUGAUAAGCAGGACUGCAGAGCAGACUCGGUAAAAUUCUCCCACUUUAGGUGCAGGCAGGAAAGCACGAAGCAACCUGGCAAAGGAGAGAUUCCCACGAUCCCAUCCUCCGUUCAGAUGUGAAGAUCUCAUCAAUCAUCACAGUCCCUCUCACAUGCUAUCAGCCUUAUGCUGAACCACUUUUCCAGCUGUGCCUAUUAAACAGAUGUGACUUUCCCUUUGGAAGCAAAAUUAGGUUCUGUUCCUUGUCUUCCAUUUCUUCCCACACAACCACUCUGUGGUGAUCUUUGUAAAGUGCACUUGCUGACACCACCUUCCAAAUCUCUUUGGACAGUUUGAGCUGAGCAUGCAUAUUAGUAGGAAAACCAGCCACUCUAGUCUUUCCCCAUGGAAUCCUUUGCUUUCCCUCUAGCCUCCUACACUGCGCGAAGGGACUGGGUUUUUUUACUACUUUGUUAGAAUUUGAGCCAGUGACACAAAUAACAGCUGGCCUUUGGGAAAGAAAAGCAUUGACCAGGAAGUUAGACCAAAUCCAUCUCCUUGUUGAUGCAGGCUUGCCCCCCAUUGUACAUUUUUUAAUGUAUUAUCUAGUGUUAUGUACUAGUUGGUGGUAUUUUCACCAUUUCCCCGGGAGACUAUAGUGCAGCCUCAGAUCUUGGUGUGAGGAACUCCUAAUACUAAACCAUGUUAAAACAAUGCCGUGAUUGUUAGUGUACAGUAAAUUGGGAACAAAUAAGUGACUUGGUGUAUAAGGAGAAUUGGUGUUGGCCUCUCUAGCACAUUACCCUAAUCCUGACUGUUUUUCUUUUUCUUUUAAAGCUUUAGCUUCACGUUACAGAACAGUGUUGGGAAUCCUGCUCACCUGAGAAGCUGCAGGAAAAAGUUCUAGGAGUGCUUCUAAUUGCUGCUGUCCCUGGGUCCCUGCCUGCCAGUCACUAUGUACUGCCUUCAGUGGUUAUUGCCUGUCCUCCUCAUUCCUAAACCCCUCAACCCAGCUUUGUGGUUCAGUCACUCAAUGUUCAUGGGCUUCUAUCUGCUGAGUUUCCUCCUGGAGCGGAAGCCAUGCACAAUCUGUGCCUUGGUCUUCCUGGCAGCCUUGUUCCUCAUCUGCUACAGCUGCUGGGGGAACUGCUUCUUGUAUCACUGCAGUGGCUCCCAGCUACCUGAGUCUGCUCAUGAUCCCAGCAUAGUCGGUACCUAAAAGUACCUCCAGCUUGCUGACAGCUCUGGGUUUGCUUUUAAAGAGGGAGGGUUGGGUGAGGUCGGGGGCGGGGGGAGGGAGGGCUUGUUAGGCAUGUGACUGAAGUACAAGCAGCCUGUUUUCUAUAAUGUGUGUGGACUACAGCGGCAAAUUCCUGACCAGCCCUCCCACUUUGCCUAUGAAAUUUGAUGUCAGUUGUUUACUGUGUGAAUUCUGGCACUGCUACCUGCUUUUAGAAGCAGAAGAGUUAUAUGUUUUCCCUUCUCUUAUUUCUGGGAAUGGGCACUGGCCCUCCCCUCUGACAAGUGGUGGAAGAAGGACCUGUCCAGCUAUUGCCUGCUGGUCAUCUGUUUUUGUCUCUCAGUUGUCUGUAUGAGGCCACAGCUGUCUCUGUGGGAGCCUUGGGCCCACCAAUUCUGCUGAAGCAGUUGGAAGAUUCUCCAUGUUGCUGUUUUCGGGGGAGCUAGUCUUCAUUGAACUGCUGUUCAAGGGGAUUUGCAACAGUUAACAGAUACACUCAGCUGAAAGCUGCUGGAGCCAGAGAGUGCUGAGUCGUCAUCUCCUGCUCAUUAUGCCAAAUUGAAAAAUCUGCACUGCCCAAGUGCUUUCUGAACUACUUGCAUUCUCCCAAAUCAUAACUGAAAAAACUUUUGAGUUGUCAUGAUGCUGCUUUUGAAGCGCUUCUCACAGGCAUCAAAGCCUGCCUCCCUCUCUGCUGGAUUUCCAGUUGACAGAGGUCUUGACUCUUUGGAUACAAAGCAUGCUCUGCUGUGGUGUUUGGGGUUUUAAUUUCACUGUUAGUUGAAAACUGUCAGCAUUCCUAGCUGGAAUGAAGAGGUGAGAGCAGGGAGGGAGGAUUCAAAGUUUUUAGUAAGCAUGAUGUAGGGUGGUUCAAAAUAGCAAAUGGUUGUAUCUAUUUAACUGACAGUGUUUGCAGGCCGGGACUGUCUGUGCAUUUUCUUUUGUCCCAAGCAAACCAGCUGCUGGUAAUGUGCAAUGGAGGGAGGGAGCAAUAAAUGGCUAGUGAGCAGUCCUGGGAUCUCUAUUCUCUCCUGGCAGGCUGGUUUUGGGGAGCCAAGGGAGGUUUCCCUAGUGGCACUUGCUGUACAGCUUUCUUUCCUGCUCAUCUUUUCCAAUGCAUAGCAGCAGCUCCCAGAGGGAAUGGUGUUCCUUGCUGUGGCAAAUGUUUGCUUGUGAGAAACUUAACCAGUUCUUGAAAUACACUGGGUCUAUAAACUUUCAAGGUUAUGUUCCUGUCUGCCAUCCAUUUGUCUCCACACAAGCUUCUCCUACUGGAGAGCAGCAUAGAUGGUUGCUGCUCUCUCAAGGGAGGUUAAAACUAAAACCAGCUGUGAAACUUCCAGAGCAUUGUAUUAUUUGUUCACUGCACAGCUGUUCACAAUGUUCAAUAAAGCUUUAUAAACUUUGGUCUA
Molecule: messenger RNA, 3390 nt
Organism: Gopherus flavomarginatus (Mexican gopher tortoise)
Lineage: Eukaryota; Metazoa; Chordata; Testudines; Testudinidae
Gene: BLCAP
Product: BLCAP apoptosis inducing factor
Exons: 1
Coding region: 1694-1957 (87 amino acids)
Source: RefSeq, a predicted model, not a curated record